AUGUUAGCAACAACAGCACCAAACUCGUUAGUCAUGAAUCCUACGUCAAUGUUAGUAGAGAUGAAAAGCUUCAUUCCUUCUUCAUAUACUUUCGAAACAAAAAUCCAGAAGAUAAAGCAGGAAUUGUUAACAGGUAGUUUAGACUGUAGUGCGAAAGAUGAAACAAAUGAACAGUAUCUUUAUGACAUGCAGGACAUUAUUGACCAUUUACCUAAACUUCCUGAAAUCCAACAACAAAAGCUCACUAUUCCAGAAUUCGACGAAAUAGAAGUCAAAGCAACUGACUCAGUAGAAAUAAAGAAGUUCAUACGAAAGGUUAACUAUGAAUUCCUUGGUUUUCAUUGCAACCAUAAGGUUAUGGACAAAGAUUGCGACAUGGUAUAUAAGAAUGUUUCUGACAUAUACAAAUCUGAAGAAUUUAAGACCUACGACAACUUUGUUUCGUUAGUUGCAAAAUGUGUAUGGCAGAUAAGAGAUAAAGACAGAAGAGGUAAGGUAUGGAAUGAACAGAUAAAACCCGCAACUUUUGAGUUAAAGAGAGCAAUUGACGCCUUAGUCAUACUAGCAGGUAAGAUUUCAAUGUACAAUGCUAAAAUGAACCCACAAU
Trichomonas vaginalis G3 is the source of this 607-nucleotide messenger RNA. RefSeq names its product organellar and viral DNA polymerase type B. The record is from RefSeq and is a predicted model, not a curated record. The transcript has a single exon. The annotation marks the transcript as partial. NCBI's taxonomy places the organism in Eukaryota, Parabasalia, Trichomonadida, Trichomonadidae.